This is a messenger RNA of Symbiodinium natans, 602 nucleotides long. NCBI's taxonomy places the organism in Eukaryota, Dinophyceae, Suessiales, Symbiodiniaceae. The record is from the annotation of a GenBank genome assembly.
GCCAUGCUCCAGGCCGCCAUCCUUGAGCCGGGCCGCCUCGUGCUCCACGCGAACCUGAACAUGUCCACGUGCCCGCAGCACGUGCCAGUCACCAGGGAGGAGACUCGGCUCGUGGGCUCCCCAGCCGGGCAGCUGCUGCUGGAGCUCACGAGGUCGCCGAAGCCGCUCUUAGACGCGCUGGUGGAGUGCCUGAACCUCUCCAUCGACUUGGCCACCUCCUCCACCUCCAACACUGUGGACAUCGUGCUCUUCUUCAUCCGCCUCUACGCGCGGGUCAUGAGCGCCGUGACCUUCCUGUGGCAAAACCUGAUGGCGUGCCAUAGGGCGAGGCAGAAGAACUGGCAGUUCGGCUUUCCCAAGGAGGGGAGCGAGAAGAGGCAGGAGAUGAAGAAGCACCUUGAGCAGGCCAUGAAGGACCACCAGGUCCGAAUGCUGCUGGAUGGGGGCAUCAUGCGCUGCCUCAAGUCCUGGAUUGAAGAGCUCGAGGCAAGCUCCCAACAGAACCCCCGGUUGAUCGACAAGAACACGGAGCGCAUCUGCGACAUCCACGCCCACAUCCUCCUGCUGCUGCGCAGCCUGCCCCUCGAAGCCAAGCCGGCCAG